Molecule: messenger RNA, 495 nt
Organism: Coturnix japonica (Japanese quail)
Lineage: Eukaryota; Metazoa; Chordata; Aves; Galliformes; Phasianidae
Source: RefSeq, a predicted model, not a curated record
GGCUGCCAUUCAGGCCGUGGCGCAGGAUGGGGCUGAGCUGCAGCACUGGAUUCAAUGCAGUUGGGACGAGCAGCCAUUUCUCAUUCGGGUCCCAAUUCCUCUCCAGCACGAGGCGAUUUUUCUCUCCCUCCUUUAAUUCAGUCACUCCAGCUGACAGCUCCGCCGUGUUGUGCAGCCCCGGUACAGCGUCGCUCUGCCAUAUUCCCCCUCUCGUUCCCCUCAUUGGAUUCAUCAGUGUGGGGCUGGGCAGCGCCGUGCUCUACCUGCUCAGGUUGGCGCUGUACAGCCCCGAUGUCAGCUGGGACCGAAAGAAUAACCCCGAGCCCUGGAACAAGCUGGGCCCCACUGACCAGUAUAAAUUCAUAGCAGUCUCCACCGACUACAAGAACCUGAAGAAGGAGCGGCCCAGCUUCUGAGCAGCCCAAAACCCCCCCAAAGCCCCCCCCCCUAAUUACACUCCUUGUUCCAACACCCCCCCAUACACACACAGUAUCC